Symbiodinium pilosum is the source of this 3786-nucleotide messenger RNA. NCBI's taxonomy places the organism in Eukaryota, Dinophyceae, Suessiales, Symbiodiniaceae. The record is from the annotation of a GenBank genome assembly.
AUGGAGCAUGCUAUAUUGGAACGGUUGGAGAAGCACUUUGGUGAGGGUCCAGUUCCAGCUCAGGAUGUCCGAGACCUGCUGCGAAAGUUGAAGGUUGCAGAGUCGAGCAUCGAUUGCGCACUGCAGCCAUUCGAAGCCGCGGGCGCGUGCGGUCUCACAUGCAAGGGGCUCGUGUCUUGGAUUUUUGACAGCCCUGCAGGGAAGCUAGAUAAUCACGGUGAGAUCUUGGCAGAAGACCUCGGCACUCGCCCUGGAUCAGAGCCAGCAACGGCGAGAGCUCGGAAGAUAAGGGCAGAACUGAAUAUGACUGCUGACCGGUUCGAAGACUACACGCACCUCUUGGCUAAGUUCUCAAGGAGUUGCGAAAUUGCAAGCACAGAGCUGAGGGGAAUCACGCUUGAGCAGCUCUGCGUUGUGGAAAGCUUCGUCACACAGCAUGCUGACGAGUGGGAAUGGUUUGACGUGCGAUCGAAGCAACCUGUUGAUCCGGCCCUGGCCAACCUUUACCAUGUAAACAGCUGGCUCAUCAUGCCAGCCACAAACGCAGAAGAUUGUGCUUGGGUGGAGCUGGUAGCCAAGGGUAAUCAGCGGCCACAGUGGUUCUGCAGCCAUUGGUGGGGCGAACCUGUGCGAGAUUUCAUCCGAUGUGUCUCUCAGCACAAGGAAGUGCGCUGCUUCAACCUAGGGUCCGCACGGGCUGACUCGGAAGAGUCCGUUUGGGCAUACUGGGUUUGCGCCUAUGCCAACAGGCAGCACUCGCUGGAGGCAGAGCUUUCCUCAGAUCCGAAGUCGUCCAGUUUCUUCAAAGCGCUGCAGCUGGUGGAGGGCAUGCUGAUCAUCUUGGACACCAAUGCCACGCCUUUCACUCGCCUGUGGUGUGCUUUUGAAGCUUACACUGCCCUGAGUGGCAGGAAGGAUGGACAUCAACAUCUACUCCUCGACAUUGCAACAAAGGACCCUGGCCUUGAAACCGCGGCUCUGCUCACAGAUGGUCUCACCGCGGCCGAGCAGCAGCUCGAGAGUGCUCUCCAGCGGCAAUCAGGACCUACACGAGGGCCCCCGCCACAAGGGGGCAUGGGCGCGAACCUGGCAAAGCGACUGCAGCUCUACAGGCAGCGAGCGUUCACGCUCGAGGUCUUAAGCAGGGGAUUGCAGCCCAAGUUGCACGAGGCCCAGGCUUCUAAAGAGGAGGACCGCAGGCGGAUUUUGAACAGCAUCGUGCAGAAGGAUAGCUUGGAUGCAGAGCCGGACUGUCAGCAUGUCAACUAUGAUGUCGUCAACACUUCUUUGGGGGGCAUCUUUGCAAGAGCUGGCUUGGAGCAGGCACUACUCAAGGGACAGGUCAAAGAGUUAUGUUUCCACAAAGCCCUUCAUGCAGAUGCCAGUUGUUCGGAGCUGAAGCUGGACUUGACGCAUAUGUCUCCCAAUGAUGUACACCUGGCAGACUUGGGGUUGUGUAUUCCCUGUGCUCUGCGACGCUUGCAGCUGGACUUGAGUGGCUGUGAGAAUUUGACUGCAAACGGCGUUGCUGCCUUGGCUCUUGGAUUUCCUGCUUCCAUGCACCAUCUUAAGGUUGAUUUUCGGAGUUGCACGAACCUCACAGAUGAAGAAAUGGCUGUCAUUGGGUCAAGGUGGCCCCCCAAGCUCCAAGACUUACAGCUGAGCUUCCUUUACUGCAACAACAUUGGUGAUUGCGGGCUAGCCGCUUUGGGAGCGGGACUUCCGCACUCGCUACGACAGUUGAAGCUGGACCUCACUAGCACUGGAAUUGGGGAUGCUGGCGUGGCCAGUCUGGCAGCUGGUCUUCCAAGCAAACUCCAGUGGCUGGAUCUGGAAUUCAGGUAUUGCAAGAUAGGCGAUCGAGGUUUGGCAGCCCUUGCAGCUGGCCUCCCACAACACUUAGAGCACUUCCAGCUCUCAGUACGGAACUGCUUGAGCUUGGGUGAUGCUGGUUCGGUCGCCUUGUCAGUGGCCUUGCCGACCUCUUUGCUGUUCUUGCAACUGAACUUUGCCAACCUUUCGUGCGGCCUUUCGGACUGCACGCUCAGCGCUUUGGCAGCCGGCUUGCCACACAGCGUGAGAGAGCUGCAUGUGUCCUUUAACGGUGCCAGUCGCCUGAGUGGUGUUGGAAUGGCCGCUUUGGCUGCCGGCCUUAACAAGGCAAAGUUUUUAGACAAAUUGCAGCUGGACUUUGGAUUCUGCCUACAGCUUACAGAUGAUGGGUUGGCUGCUCUUGGCGCAGCACUUCCGACACAGAUAACAGAGUUGAAGCUCGACUUUGCCUGUACGAAAUUCAGCGAUGCCGGGAUUGCCGCACUUGGUGCUGGGCUCCCCUCUGGGCUGCAACGUCUGAGCAUGAACAUGGAAUUCUGCAGAGACAUGUCUAUGAGGCAGAACGACGAGAUGUUCAGCGAUCCCUCUCUAUUCCGUGGUUGGGCCACUAAGUGGCACGAGCUCAACGCCGCUGUUCCCCCUGCUGACAGCGCCAUUGGCAGUGAGGAGUGGCCGGUUGCAGCUGAGCCAGCCAUCGCAGCGGCUGCCACCGAGCCAAGGCUGGAAAAUGUCAAAGCCGGCCACGAGACUGCUCUACCUGCCUCCGAGCCUUUGGACAGGAGCUUGCAGCUGGUGGAGCCAAUUGUGCCGCUGCCAGCUGUGCCUUGUCUUUGUCUUGCACUUCGUUGCUGUCAUCGGGUUCUUCGAGAAUUGAAGCUUGGCUGGAAGUCCGAAGCGAUCGAGGACUCGCACCUUGACGUGCUGAGUUCCGCUUUGCCCAGUACACUACUGGGCUUAGAGCUGAAGUUUCAGGCGUGUGAGUGCAUUGGUGACGAUGGCCUGGCUGCCUUGGGCGCAAGGUUCCCAGGUGAGCUCCAGUAUGUCCGGCUCCACUUCAGGCAAUGCAAACGUGUUGGCGAUGCUGGGGUGAGGAGGCUUGUUGCGGGUCUUCCGUGCCGAUUAAGGUAUCUAGAGCUCCAUCUCUACUCAUGCAAGAGCCUCACAAAUGCUGGGCUGGCGGGUCUUGCAGCCGGGCUGUCAAGUUUGGAAAUGCUGCAAGAACUGUUGCUGUCCUGGAGCUUUUCAGAGAAGAUCAGUGAUGAUGGGCUGGCUGCUUUGGCAGCAGCACUGCCCCCAUCAUUGCUGCAUCUGGACCUUGGCAUGCAGAAGUGUGGCAUUGGUGACACUGGGCUGUCAACAUUGGCCCGUAGAUUGCCGAAAGAGCUUCAGCAUCUGCGGCUGAGCUGCUUCCCGCUGCCCACGCUGGGCGACACUGGAGUACAAGCCCUUGCAGAGGGACUUCCACCGCAGCUGAGGGAGCUGAGUUUGGAUUUCUCAGACUGUCCGCAAAUCGGCGAUGCUGGGCUCAUUGCUUUAGGUGCCAAUCUUCCUGCCAAACUGGAGGCUCUGGAUCUACGGCUAUUCAACAACACAAAGAUUGGUGUUCAUGGGCUCGCUGCGCUGGCGGAAGGAUUGUCAGAUCUGGAAAUGCAGGGAUUGAGACUGGUUCUCAGAUUCUGUUCAAACUUGUGUGACGCCGGGCUGGCUGCAUUAGGAGAAGGGUUACCGAGGCAACUGCGAAUUUUAGAUUUGGACUGCACAUGUUGUGAGCGGAUUGGCGAUGCUGGCCUUGCUGGCUUGGCGGCAGGGUUGCCGGAAGCGCUACAACACUUGCAGCUAACGUGUUCUGGGUGCGAAAGAGUUACCAUUGAGGAGACCAGCUCCCUUUUCACCGAUGCUACCGAAUUUCGAGCUUGGGCCAUGGAGUAUUCCCAACAAGGGCGUGCUGAGUAG